Molecule: messenger RNA, 3039 nt
Organism: Nelumbo nucifera (sacred lotus)
Lineage: Eukaryota; Viridiplantae; Streptophyta; Magnoliopsida; Proteales; Nelumbonaceae
Product: putative disease resistance protein At5g66900
Molecular function (GO): ADP binding
Source: RefSeq, a predicted model, not a curated record
GUUUUGGUUUUUCUAAUAGAAGUUGGGGCAAUAUUGAUAUUAUGAGAUAAUUUGUAGUAAGGUAUUAACACUUCUUAACGUUUUACCAAAAAACAAUUCUUAACGGGUGGAGUAAGUGCAGUCUACUUAUCCCUAAAUAAUGGCGUGGCGCGAAGGUCCCUUGACUCUGUUUCAUGAAUAUUUUGAAGAAGUAAGGAAUCUUUGACUUGGAUUCGUAGCAGCUGAAGAGGAAAAGCGAAAGGAAGGAAGACAAAACAUUUAAAGGAAAAAAAAAAGAGAACAGCAAUUUUAAGUUUUAACAGAUCGAUCAAAGUUUUUCUGGCAUAGGGAGUGUGGUUUUCAGGGUUUGAUGGCUGACUUGGUAGGGGGAAGCUUGUUAGGGGCUGUAGCGGGAGAGCUGUUAAAAGCGGUUAUAGAUGUGGCGAAGAAGGCCGUCCAAUUCAAGGAGCAAUUAGAACGUCUAAAAUCUACACUCGAAAACAUACUUCCUCGCAUCGAAGAAGUACAACGGUUACAUGGACAGAUUACAGAUUUGAAGACGGAUACGGACAUCGAAAGGAUGAUUCAGGAGUUAAAGGAAGGGCAAGUGCGAGUUCGGAAGUGCGAGAAGAUCUCCAGCUGGAACUACUACAAGAAGUACCGCUACUCGAAGAUGUUUAUCAAAUUGGAUGAAUCUUUGUGUAGGUUCUUUCAGUUGAAUGUGCAGGCGGAUGCCUGGCUCGAUAACAAAAAGCUUUUGGUUGAAUUCAAGGAAAUGAGUAGGAAAUUCGAAGCAGUGAGCUUUGGCGACACAGGCCCUACUUGGGGUUUCAUUUCUGCGGGAUCCGAGAGCAUUGGAUCACAGGAAUUGAAUUUGUGUGCGGUCCCUGAACUCCCGAGUCUGACUGUUGGACUCGAUGUGCCACUGAAAGAAUUGAAGAUGAUGUUGUUGAGGAAAGAUGUGAAGGUGCUGGUACUAUGUGCUCCCGGCGGAUGUGGCAAGACAACAUUGGCCACCAUGCUUUGCCAAGACGAGCAAGUGAAAGGUUUAUUCAAGGAAAACAUCUUCUUUUUAACUGUUUCAAGCUCCCCCAACUUGAAGGUGCUCAUACAGAGAUUAUUUGAACAGAUUAGUGGACGUUCACCACCCGAGUUCCAAAAUGAUGAAGAUGCAAUUAAGCAGCUAGGAGACUUGUUCAAGAAGAGAAAACAAGAUGACAUAUUGUUGGUUCUAGAUGAUGUUUGGUCUGUAUCAGUUAUUGAGAAACUUGACUUCAAAAAAGAGGGAUUUAAAAUGCUGGUCACAUCUAGAACUGAAUUUAACGCAUUUAGGACCACAUAUUUUUUGAAGAUGUUGAAUGACAGAGAUGCCAUGACUCUCUUUUGUCAUGAAGCGUUCCCACAAGAUGAGAAUGCGAACAGUGAGAGGCCAGAAGAAGAACUUAUAGAAAAGAUAGUAAGAGCAUGCAAGGGAUAUCCCCUGACUCUUAAGGUGAUUGGCCACUCAUUGCGCUGGCAGAAUCCAAGGAAAUGGCGGCAGACAGAGAAGAUACUAUCAACAAGUUGCUCCAUAUUUAAGGAUCACAGUGAAGAUCUUCUGGAUCGCCUCUCAACCAGCUUGUCUUUCCUGAAAGAUACUGCUCGAGAAUGUUUCUUGGAUUUUGGUUCAUUUCCUGAAGACCAAAGGAUCCCUGCCUCUGCUCUUAUAGAUAUUUGGAUUGAGCUCCACAAGCUAGAUGGUGAAGAUGAUGUAUAUGCUAACCUCCUUGAACUUUCCCAGAGGAAUCUCAUUAAUCUGAUUGAAUGUCCAAGGAAUGAUGCAGGGGAUCUUGAUGGAACCUUCAACGGGCUAUAUGUUUUCCAGCAUGAUUUGCUCAGGGACUUGGCCAUCUACCAGAGCCAGCAGCAUCAGCAAGACAUAAAACAUAGGAAGAGACUAUUAAUGGAGAGGAGAGAUGAUGACCUUCCCAGAAGCUGGUGGGAACAAGAGCAUCAGCACAUCAAUGCCUGCCUUGUUUCUAUCCUUACAGGUGAAAUGUGUUCCUCAAGUUGGCAUCAUAUGCAACUUCCUGAGUCUGUGGUUCUAAUUCUGGAUUUCUUGGGUAUGAACUACUCCUUACCCCCAUUCAUGGAGAGUAUGGGCAAGUUGAAGGUUCUCAUUGUUACAAACCAUGGGCACAGACAUGCUAAACUUGGUAACUUGUCGGCUCUUGGUUAUCUAGCUGAACUAAAGAGGAUCAGGUUAGAGAAAAUUUCACUUCCUUCCCUCGAUAGCAUCAUAAUGUCCUUAAAGAAUUUGCAUAAGAUAUCAUUGGUUAUGUGUGAUGUUGGCGAAGCCUCGAGGAAUUGCACUGUCAAGAUCCAAAAUAUGUUGCCAAAUCUCACUGAAAUUGACAUUGACUACUGCAAUGAUCUGGUCGAGUUGCCUCCAGGGAUCUGCAGCAUCCACUUGCAAAAGCUCAGCAUCACCAACUGUCAUAAUUUAUCUACAAUACCUGACAAUAUUGGAUUUAUGACAGGCUUAGAGGUGCUAAGGCUGCAUGCAUGUACAGGAAUUUUAGAAUUACCGGAUUCAAUCAGAAGACUCCAGAAGUUAAGAUUUCUUGAUAUAUCUGAUUGUUCAAACAUAGAGAGGUUACCUGAAGGGAUGAGUGAGCUAUGCAGUUUGAAAACAGUAGACAUGAGGAGGUGCUUAAGAGUAAGGGUAUUGCCAAGUUCAGUAUUGAACCUUCAGAAUCUGAAGGAUGUGAUUUGUGAUGAAGAGACAGCUAGCCUAUGGGAACCUCUCAGGAUUCAUCUCACCAAACUCAAAAUAAAAGUACCUGAAGACCACAUCAGCUUGGAUUGGCUGGGGAUUGAUCUCAGAAGCCACAAUUUUUAUUGACAGCAUGCUUUUCUUUUUUUUUUUUCACUCAGAAGCAGUGCUUGUCACCUUCAUGUAUUUUAUAACACUCCAGAAGGAGGUGAACAUUCUAAACUCUUAAGGCUGUGUUUGGAAUCAGUGUAAAUCAAGAAUGGCGUAAAAGUUUACACUGGUUUGAUUUUGCCCGCGUUUGAAAA